This is a messenger RNA of Centropristis striata (black sea bass), 3627 nucleotides long. RefSeq names its product zinc finger DHHC-type palmitoyltransferase 18a (gene zdhhc18a). Gene Ontology annotation, molecular function: protein-cysteine S-palmitoyltransferase activity. Gene Ontology annotation, cellular component: endoplasmic reticulum; Golgi apparatus. NCBI's taxonomy places the organism in Eukaryota, Metazoa, Chordata, Actinopteri, Perciformes, Serranidae. Gene Ontology annotation, biological process: protein targeting to membrane; peptidyl-L-cysteine S-palmitoylation. The record is from RefSeq and is a predicted model, not a curated record. The coding region runs from base 382 to 1782 and encodes 466 amino acids. The transcript is spliced from 9 exons.
AAGGAAACGUGAACUGCCGCAAAGCUUGAGCUGAAGCCCGUUUGAUGCUGUUGUAGUUUUUGAUAAAGGCGACUUAUUAUAACCAAAUGAGUACUGAUAUUCACGAAUGGCUUUACAUUAACAACCAAAGAUGGUAGUUAACCCUGAGUCAACCCGGAAGUUGAUUCAGCUCGUGAAACUCUGCUACGGAGAAGAAUGCCUUUAUUGGUUUGCUAGCUAGCUAGCUAGCGUUAGCUUUCAGGUGGAACGCUAACCGAACAGGCAGAGUUUCUACGUACAAUGACUAAAUCUUGAGGGUUCAUUCUCUCGAGAAAACGCGGUGAGAAAGGAGAGCUUUCUGUGUGCCUUCAGCUACCUCCGGACCGUGUCGGUACUGUUUACAUGAUGAAGAACUGCGAGUACCAGCAGAUCGACCCGCGGGCGCUGUCGGUGUCGCCUUCGUCCACACAGAGCCACACCGAGAGGAGAGUGCAGCGGUCGAGGAGGAAAUGGGAAGUGUUUCCAGGGAAGAACAGGUUUUUCUGCGAUGGUCGGAUCAUCCUGGCUAGACAAAGCGGUGUCCUUCCUCUGACACUGGGCCUUAUUGUUGUCACGUGUGGCCUUUUCUUUGCAUUCGAUUGCCCAUUCCUGGUGAAGCAUCUGACCGUCUUUAUACCUGUGAUUGGUGGGGUGCUUUUUGUGUUCGUGGUCAUCUCCCUGCUGAGAACCAGCUUUACAGACCCAGGCAUUUUACCCAGGGCCACCCCAGAUGAAGCAGCAGACAUAGAGAAGCAGAUAGAUACCUCAGGAUCUUCCACGUAUCGCCCCCCUCCGCGAACUAAGGAGAUCCUCAUCAACCAGCAGGUGGUAAAGCUCAAAUACUGCUUCACUUGUAAAAUGUUCCGCCCUCCUCGGACCUCCCACUGCAGCCUGUGUGACAACUGUGUGGAACGAUUUGACCACCACUGCCCGUGGGUGGGGAACUGUGUGGGCAAACGCAAUUACCGCUUUUUCUACAGCUUCAUCAUCUCUUUGUCUUUUCUGACAUCAUUCAUAUUUGGCUGUGUCGUCACCCACAUUACCCUGCGUUCUCAACAAGGUAAAAGCCUUGUUCAAGCCAUUCAAGAGAGCCCUGCCAGUGUGGUGGAGUUGGUGAUUUGUUUCUUCUCCAUCUGGUCUAUUCUGGGCCUCUCAGGCUUCCAUACAUAUUUAGUAGCCUCCAACCUCACAACAAAUGAAGAUAUAAAGGGCUCCUGGUCAAGUAAAAGGUGUACAGAGGAAUCUGAGAACCCGUACAGUUAUAACAGUAUUAUAACCAACUGCUGUGUGACGUUAUGUGGCCCCAUGCCCCCAAGUCUGAUCGACAGAAGAGGUUUCCUGCCUCUUGACGAGGCGAUCCCUGCUGCUUCGGCCUCUGAGACAGAUCUGCCUCCCUUCACGGCCAAGAAUGAUGCACACAUGUGCACUCAGAGCACCAAGGACGUGCUGGAGAGGGUGGUCCACUCCUUUGACCUCCAUGACCUGUGCCCCCCUGGCGCCCCAAAGACCUCCCCUCUGGGCCUGGACACCUCCAGCACGCCAGCACCUUCCACGGAGCCUUCACCCUCCGCCGGCUGCUCCCCGCAGCGCGCCCGCCAGCCCGUGGUCGUUCCUUGUCCUCCGUUCAGCCGAAGCAGCAAAAGAAGAGACUCUCUGCACUCCAUCAACCCGGCCUUCCGCCUGGCUUCUCCCUCCCCGUCGCUGAGCCGCAACACCUUGAUUCUUGGUGAUGCACCAGACAUGGGCUUCAUCCCGCUACCCUGACUCCACCAAGUAACCACAAGAGAACAAUGGGAGCCAUAUACACUGAAAUCUACUGUUUAACAAUAUUUUUGGCGACGAAGGAACCUUUUCACAGUGGUGAUCGUGUUGUUUGUUGCAGUUUGGUGUCAUUCUGAUGAGCUGAUGAAGCAUUACCUGGAGGUAGUCUAUGUUCUGAAAUGAUAUGUGUCCUUCAGGAUGAAGGUAAAUCUUAGUAAUACUUGGAAGCACAAUAUAAAGAUAUUUUUUUAACACCUUUUUAUUACCCAGAACAUGCCUCCACACCUUCCACAGAACCUCAAGCCAUACGUCACAGCCGCAGUGUUUCAGUUCUUGCUAAUAUAUUAUGCAAACAGGUCAGCUUUAAAUAUGGGAAUACUAGUAUGAGUGUGGAUGCAAGAAGUACAGGAACAAAAGUUUAGAUUUAGUGAGCUGUUUCAGGAUUAUCAACUCAAAAGUUGGCCUUAUGUCAUGUCCCAUCAUUUCCUGUUAUCUAGAAUGACAUCAUCACAGAGUCAUCAGGUGGAGUCGCAGUAUUCAGACGAAUGAGCAAUCAGAGUUUCAAGAGGGAGCUCACGGUGCAGUUUUUAUUUACAUCUUAAUGUUUGCAUAUCAAGGUCUUUGCUGUACUUUGUAAUAAUUCUUGCAUGUGUUAUAUAUCCGAUAGGCUAAAUGGUAAAUUUCCUUUUGUGAGGUGGCUAUCAUUGAAAUAUUUAAAUCAAGCAAAACUGAAUUAAAUUGUUUAGAUGUUUUUCAUGUAUGACUGGAUACUAUUUAUGAAAUGGUUCCUCCACAUUUUUAUACUGUCCGUACAUUUGUUGGAUGUCAAAACAAUGUAUUUAAUUUAAAUCCAAAUCAAAUUUGCUGCUGCCCACCAGGGCUCGGGUUGCAGUAUUUGUCUCUGGAAAACUGUUUCUAAUAAUGUGAUCUACUGGGAUGCUUUCAGUACGAGCCAGCAUCUGUUUUUCUUUGCCUCGGGGCACUUCGACUGUACAGUACAGGCCAAAACUUUGGACACACCUUCUCAUUCAAUGCGUUUCCUUUAUUUUCAUGACUAUUUACAUUGUAGAUUCAUCAAAACUAUUAAUGAACACAUGUGGAAUUAUGUACUUAACAAAAAAGUGUGAAAUAACUGAAAACGUCUUAUAUUCUAGUAAGCAAAGGGUGGUUACUUUGAGGAAUCUAAAAUACAAGACAUGUUUUCAGUUAUUUCACACUUUUUUGUUAAGUACAUAAUUCCAUAUGUGUUCAUUCAUAGUUUUGAUGCCUUCAGUGAUAAUCUACAAUGUAAAUAGUCAUGAAAAUAAAGAAAACGCAUUGAAUGAGAAGGUGUGUGUCCAAACUUUUGGCCUGUACUGUAUGUUGCCUGUUUUCAGUGUAACAGCACAGACUCACCGUAUGGACUGGGUCAAGCAGAGUAAUGUUUGAGGAAUGUUGAUGACUUCAUGGCUAAGUUUGUGACCUUUUCCUCCUCUUACGGCAUUAAAACGUAUCUGUGAUGGUGAAGUACAGUAACAGUAAAUAUCAGAGUGAGGUUGUGCCUCUAGAGGGCAGCAUAGGAUAUGAAUUGCAGCCCAGUCAACUUAGUAACCAUUAGAAAAAAAAGGCCUUUUGAUGUUUUAUUUAUUUUUUUGUAACUGAGCGUUGAAGCUGUACAUAGGUUGUGAGUUUGUGAAGAUCCGUGUUGCCAUAGUCAGUGGGUCAUUCAUUUAUCAGUGUCUGCAUCAAGACCCAUAGGUUGUGUAGACAAUUACAAGCAGUGCUUGUAUGAACAAACUUGUUUGUAUUUUGUAGGAUGUAACAGUGGAGCUGUAACAUUUGGUCAAUAAAAAUGAUCACUUUUGUUGA